UCAAAUAUUAACAGAUAGGUUUCGUCAUUGUUGUUUUCCUUUCCUCGUUUUGUCUCCUUGAGUAGUGAUAAAACAAGAAAAUUCAGUGGCAAACCGUUAUUUUGUCGUAAUAAACUAUCACUGAUCGCAUCUGUAAUAUAUUUGAUAUAGACUAGAAGUGAAAUUGAUUUGCGUUAAACUCAAAGCUUAUCAUAGUAUAUAGUGGAAAUUGACCUAUUAGUUGCGUAGAAAAUAAUUGGUACUACAUUGGUGUGAGUGAGACAACAAACUCAAUUCCAUUGACACCUAAAAUUUUCCCAUCUACCGAGGCUACUGCGGUCGUUUUAUGGGAAAUAUUGUUUUACGGAGUCGUGCUUUGUCGAACAUGAGUGACGUUGAGUUCGAAGAGGAUGUUGAUAUUGAGGAUGAUCUGUACGACGAGCCACAAAAUGCGGAUGAAGCACUGAGCGAGCAUCACCUGGUUUCAAUCCUUAGACAGCUCAUUAGUAGUGGUGAAAUUCAAAUCCUCAACCAGGAUCAUUAUUAUUCAAUGUCAUUACCUGUUAUCAAAAGACGUCCCAAUCUGGAACUACUCAAGAAAAGCGCCAUCUAUCAAAGUAUUAAGCAAGCUUCUGGAUAUGGAGCGGAUGCAAGCAGCCCCACAGAGAAGUUUUCGUUGAUGGAAAUGCUGACCAAGCGACAGAGUGGAUUCGGAACCAAGGGUGGACCAUUUGCAUCGAGCGACAAGUGCAAGAUUAGCAAUUUAUACGUUCCAAAUCGUACCAAGCGAACGAUAUGUGACUGCGGCUCAAAGGUGUUCUGCGGGAGAUUUUCACGCGAUGGCUCUCAAUUUAUCAGUGCCAGUCAAGAUACGCAAAUCCGGGUCUUCGAUUCCACAAGUAGUCUUUAUCCGUUGAAGCGACAAAUUGAGGCAAAAAAUGUUUCUUGGUCAAUUUUGGACAUCGAUUUUAGUCCUAAUGGAGAAUACUUUGUGUAUUCGACUUGGGCGGACGCAUUAUUUGUAUCGCGUAUGAAUGAGAUGGCAACUGACGAUAUCCACAUUUGUUUUCUUAAUUCGGAUAACCAAAAGUUUGGUGUGUUCACUGUGGCUUAUUCCAAUUGUGGCAAACAAAUAUUAGCAGGUGCCAACGAUGGUUGUUUGUACGCGUAUGAUCUAAUUGAUAGUCGGCAAGUGUUGAAAGUGCCAGUUGCUGAAGAAAAGCACGACGUCAAUGCGGUUGGAUUUGUCGACGAAACGUCUAACAUUUUCUUUAGCGGAACUGAUAACGGAAUUAUCAAGUUAUGGGACCGUCGAUGCCUUAAUGAGGAGAACCCAGAACCCGCAGGUGUAUUGGUGGGACACUACGAUGGCAUUACUUACAUAGAUUCACGAAACGAUGGCAGGUAUAUCAUUUCCAAUUCCAAAGACCAGAGUAUCAAACUAUGGGACUUGCGCGUUUUUUCACCGUCUGACGCAGAAACUAAAAUCAGGGAUCUUCUAAGUUAUGGUAGUUGGGAUUACCGGUGGGAUGAAGUACCGAAGCGAUUUUACAACCCGACUAAGCCGCUUGAAGGUGACACAAGCGUAAUGACUUACCGUGGACAUCGCGUACAAAAGAGCCUAAUUAGAGCCAAAUUUUCGCCAGCCUCUACGACUGGUCAGCGUUUUAUUUAUACUGGCUGUGGAACAGGACGCCUAAUAAUUUAUGAUGCGUUGACCGGAAAAAUUGUCCAAGCAAUCGAAAGCCACAAGGAUGCCGUUCGGGACGUGGCAUGGCAUCCAUAUCGGUCAGAAGUGCUUACUUGUUCGUGGGAUUAUCAUGUAAACCUGCAAACCUACCAAUGCGCCGAUAACAUGGAAAAGAAGACUUUCUCCAAAACACGCCGGCUCGAAGAUACUGAAAACGAGAGUGAGAACGAAAGUCCUCCGCUUCGACGAUCGCGUAGAAUUGCUGCGUUGCGACAAGCUCAGUCUAAUUUCGAUUAGGCUGCAUUAGUUCACCGCCUAUAAUUGCAAGUCUAAAAAACAUUCAUGCCUCACAAUGAAACGAAACCGUAAUAAGGGCGAUACACAUUCGACAUUAUUCAGUAAAACAGCAAGUGUGAGUUCAAACUGAGAAGCGUGCAACGGCAUUUUGUUGUCGAGAUCACAUAAAGCUUCGUGAUUGUAAAAUGUGGCUAUGUUCUCGUUUUCAUAAUUUUUGACUAUUUUGACAAUAGUUUUUUUUUGUCAGUGAUACCACAGUCUUGCUCAAAAAAUCUAAUUUUCUCUAAACUUCUAAUUAAUAUAUGCAUGAAGGAAGAGAACUGUAAAAUAUAUAACCGGGUUUUUACAUAUUUCAGUAAAUGUUUUCUUUGGAAAUGCAACAGGAUCUGAUCGAAGAAAAUUCAGUUAGUGAAAGAAGAGAUAUAUUAAUUCAGCUAAAUUAUUGCUGCUACCCUUGUAGGGUAGUUAUGCUAAGUAAGCACUACAACGGUAAACGGUAAGUGUCAUUGAAUAAAAAAAACUUGGUUAAGAUUGUUCAA
Messenger RNA from Wyeomyia smithii (pitcher-plant mosquito), 2505 nucleotides. RefSeq names its product DDB1- and CUL4-associated factor 11. The transcript has 9 exons. The record is from RefSeq and is a predicted model, not a curated record. Lineage: Eukaryota; Metazoa; Arthropoda; Insecta; Diptera; Culicidae. Gene Ontology annotation, molecular function: protein binding. Gene Ontology annotation, biological process: proteasome-mediated ubiquitin-dependent protein catabolic process. Gene Ontology annotation, cellular component: Cul4-RING E3 ubiquitin ligase complex. Bases 326 to 1966 code for a protein of 546 amino acids.